This is a messenger RNA of Drosophila eugracilis, 5110 nucleotides long. RefSeq names its product muscarinic acetylcholine receptor gar-2 (gene mAChR-B). NCBI's taxonomy places the organism in Eukaryota, Metazoa, Arthropoda, Insecta, Diptera, Drosophilidae. The record is from RefSeq and is a predicted model, not a curated record. Gene Ontology annotation, biological process: chemical synaptic transmission; adenylate cyclase-inhibiting G protein-coupled acetylcholine receptor signaling pathway; G protein-coupled receptor signaling pathway, coupled to cyclic nucleotide second messenger. Gene Ontology annotation, cellular component: membrane; synapse; dendrite. Bases 701 to 3760 code for a protein of 1019 amino acids. Gene Ontology annotation, molecular function: G protein-coupled acetylcholine receptor activity; G protein-coupled serotonin receptor activity. The transcript is spliced from 4 exons.
CCGAAAAAUAGUUAAACAGCUGCCGACGACACACACAGGAAGAAAAAUAACCACGAAGGACGAAGGACGAUGGCUACAAAGCCCGAAGUUUCAAACCCGAACCCGAUCGAAUAUCGUAUACGUGAUUCGCACGACCAACAGUUGCUCCGCCUUGGCCGUGUAUUGCUGUGUGGCUUUCUGUUGCUGUUUCUGUUCCUGGCCAUGUUGCUCCUGCCUUUGGCCUCCAUAAUAGACACCGUCAGCCGCCGCAGUGUCACAGUCCAUGCUCGUCCUUUGGGCUGCCAAGUCGCGUUUUCAAUCGCUCGCUGGCCGCUCGCAAGUCGCUUUAAAAGUCGGUGACAAAAACGCGGUUUCGAGUGAAGAACUCUAACUAAAAUAAAAACAAAAUUAAAAACUAAUAUAAAACAAAGAAAAUUACAAAAAAUAACAAUUAAAAGUUCAAGUUGAAUGCAGGUGUUUGUGGUCAACUGUUGCUGUUGCUGGUAGCUGGGUGUUGAGGAAAUCCAGUGCAUAUGCUGCACCUGACCGGAGACAAGUCCUGGCAUUCCGUGGAGGCAAUGUAAGCAUUCCGGGACAAACGUCGACGACAGCACAUUAAGGAAGAACAACUUGAAAUUACCAUAAAGACCGCAGAGGUCGGGGAGUGCGGCGAGCGGGGACGUGGGCAGAGCGGGUAGCGGGGAGGAGCGAGCGGUAAGAGAUGCGGUCGCUUAACAAGUCAGCGGCCGAGGAGGAGCUGACUGGCCUCAAUGGCAACUCCAGUGGCUCCAUCUAUACCAUCAAGGGCGACUGGAUCACUGACUGGAGCCUCACAAAGGAGCGCGAUAAGGUGUGCAGCGCCUUGUUCAAGCGAGUCCUGACCCACACGGAGUGCAAGCGUCUCCUGGAGGCUGUCAAGAUCUACGGGGAGAGCAGUGACUUCAGUUCCUGGUCGGUAAAUGAUCAGCUGCAAUGGUACCGGAACUUCGAUGUCAACAAUACGAAUCAUUUGUUGGCUGUGAGAAAUUACUCCUUGGAUGGUGGUUCUACAAUGUCGGGUUCCAAUUCCGAUUCAGAGAUCCUUGGACCUGUUCUGCCGCCAUUUGCCCUGUGGCAAACCAUCCUGAUAGCCAUUUGCCUGGCCAUCUGCAUAAUACUGACGGUGGGCGGUAAUAUUCUAGUGCUCCUGGCAUUUAUCGUAGACAGGAAUAUCCGACAGCCAAGUAAUUACUUUAUUGCCUCCCUGGCAGCCACGGAUAUGCUGAUAGGAACUGUUUCCAUGCCCUUCUAUACGAUAUAUGUACUGAAGGGUUAUUGGGACCUGGGUCCUGUGCUAUGCGAUCUGUGGCUCUCCGUGGACUAUACGGUUUGUCUGGUCUCCCAAUAUACGGUCCUAUUGAUCACCAUCGAUCGCUACUGCUCUGUGAAGAUCGCUGCCAAGUACAGGAGUUGGAGAACGAGAACGCGGGUGAUCUAUAUGGUGACAAUCACUUGGAUCAUUCCUGCCCUGCUCUUCUUCAUCUCGAUCUUUGGAUGGGAGCACUUUACGGGCAAGCGGGACCUUCUUCCCGGUCAGUGUGCCGUACAGUUUCUCAAGGAUCCUAUCUUCAAUACGGCCCUGAUCAUUGGUUACUAUUGGACCACGCUGAUCGUGCUUUUUGUUCUAUAUGCUGGGAUCUACAAGACUGCCUACGAUAUGCAAAAGCGCAGUGAGGCCAAACAGCGGAAAAUGCAAUCCAUGGUGGCUCUGAGUGCAGGGGCAAUGUCCGGAAUGGCAGGACAUGCAGCGGGCAUUGGAGUGAUCGAGGAGAAGAUACUCAAGACGAAGGUGGAACUGGCUGGGGAUCAAACCGAUUUGGAUAGUGCCUGCACCACUGUGAUCAAGAGGUUGAGUGGUUCUGGCCAGGCCAAUCCUUUAGCUGCAGCCACUGAGGAGGUUGAGAAGAUGACACCGGAACAGAGAAGAGCUUCGGCGGCCAAAAUCCAAGAGGAAGCGAAAAAGCGAGAGGCAGCUGUGGAUGCGGAGAAGAGUGAAAGAUCUAGCAGUCCGGCGUUCGAUUCCGAUGAGGAAUCCUCCGUCAACCAGGCCCAGCAGCUGAUAACCCAACAGAAACUCAAUAACAUGAGGAAGAGAUCUUCGAUUGGUCUGGUCUUUGGGGCACAGGCAGCGUUGCUAGCCACCCGGGGCAAAGGUAACUUGCAGAAGAGCACCACCAACUCCAAGUCCAUCAAGGCCAUGCACCAGUACCACCACCACCAACAGCACCACCACAACCAGAGUCCGUUGCAGCGGGCGCAGAGCAAGGAAGAGGUGCGCUCCCUGCACCACCAGAAUCAACAGAAUCAGCACCACCACCAACAUAACCAGUCCAAUCCACCGCUGGACAGACCCAAACGCACAUCCUGCUCCACCCUGUCCCAGAUAGCCGAGCAUGAUCGUUUGGUUGACCUAACGGCAGCCCCUCCAUUACUCAACACCAGUGAUCCUUUGUCCCCCGUGGAUUUGGCACCCAUCGAAGUGCCCAGUGAUCAAGUGCAUCAGGGUCUGGUGCAGACCAUAUUGCCACCUCCCGAUGCCUUUCAGUGCCCCACCCCGCUGUCCGACGACUAUUCGGAUCGUCCCUUUGGCAAUAGUUCGGGUAACAGUGAACUCGCCCUGACCUAUGACCUGAUGACCAACUCGGAGCUGCGAUACAUGGACGAAAGCUCAGCCAUGCUGGCCAGUGUGACGGCCAACAGCACAGCCUCACCGAAUGACAGUGUCCAGGGGAAACCACCACCAGUCCUGCCUCCACCACCGCCCGCACGCCGAAAUCCACCAAAACCGAACCUGAACCAAAGCAUCAGUCAAACACCCAGCCAAAACCAGAGUCCCAGCCAAAGCCUGAGCCUCAACCUGAAUCCGAAUCACAACCAGAGUCAAAGUCAAAGUUUCGAGGAGGCGGUGGCCAUUGAAAAACGUCUUCUCGUCUCGUACACAGGCAUCGAGGACUUUGCCAAGGUGAGAAGGGAGAGCUGCAUCGAAGCGAUCUGCCUGCUAGAUGUUCCCGGGAAGCUAACAGCGGACUGUCCCCAUCGGAGAGCCUCCAGUCCAAUGGAGACGAGCAGCAAAGAUGCCAUAUUGUACUCUCCAAUGCCACCAAUGCCACUUUCUCCAAAGGUCAAGACUUCAACGCCCCAAUCGGGAACGCCCCAGUCGGCGGCAGCGCCACCACCUCCGCCGCUCCUGGAGCGUAUCGAGGAGCGGGAAACCUCGGAUAGUAAUACCAAUAAGAUGCCCUCCACCUCGGGCACCACCAGCAGUACGGGUGGGGCUGGCGGCGGAGGUGCAGAUGGAGGUGGUAGUGGUACUACCAAAAAGGAGGCAGAGGAGCAAGAUGUUAACAGAGAGGAUAAGGGUUUGGCGGCCAGCCGAAACUCCAGUAAGAGGGCGUUUAUCCAUUCGAUAGGCAAGCACUUCAAGAGCAAGAAGGCCCUGCCUCUGAUCCUUGGAGUGGGUGGACGGCAAAAGUCAAAGUCUGAGAAUCGUGCCCGCAAAGCGUUUCGCACGAUCUCGUUUAUCUUGGGCUGCUUUGUGGCCUGCUGGACACCCUAUCAUGUGUUAGCCCUCGUCGAGGGAUUCUGCCGGCAUCCGCCCUGCAUCAAUGAGCACCUCUACAUGUUCUCGUACUUCCUUUGCUACGCCAACAGCCCCAUGAAUCCCUUUUGCUACGCUUUGGCCAAUCAGCAGUUCAAGAAGACCUUCACGCGCAUCCUCAAGGGGGAUCUGCACAUGACCUAAGGUGGUUUUUUGAGAUCUAGAAAGGUUUAGUUGCUGGUAGUUGAGUUAAAUCUUGGAUGGAUUCCCAUUUGGCACUGCACUUGCUAAGAGGACCAGGCACUUGUGAGCCCCGAGAGCCUGGUUCUUACUGAAAUCCCAUUUCCCAGAACCCAAAAAAUAACUCCUUAGGCCCAUAAGUUUUCUAUAUACAUAUAUCAAAACCCAACGAAGUGCUCCGCUAAAUGGAGAAUCGACGGGAUCUCAGCCACCAGCAAAGUAUGAAAACCAAACACUUAUUAAAUUCAAAAUUUAAUCGGUGGAUGGGGAAGAUAAGGUAUCUGUAAGUAGCCAAAGGUGUGUGCAAUAGUUAGAAUCGUUUUGGGAGGGGGGUUAGUAAAACAAAACAUAAAACAGGCUAUCUGGUUUGGGUUACAUCUAGGUCUAGAGUGGCACUAAGCGGGGCGAAAUGUUUUAGACAAUAAAUAUUUUAAUGUUAAUAACCAAUCUAUGAUAACCAUGCAAAAUAUAUAUAAUAUGCUAGUUAAUAUACCAUAAACUAAACUUAGGCUUAAGUAUAUACACAUUUACCGAGACUAGAAAACCCCACAAAAACACUCUAAAAAACAUAUCCCUCUAUAUAGAACGAUGAGUCUUUUGUUGUUCCGCAGAAUGAAAUAUCAAUGAAAAUCAGACAUAUGAAUGAUUGGGGUAGCCAAUGAAACCCAAAUGAAGCCCUUUGAGGGAACCCCUCAAUGACAAUUGCCAAUUCGUCGAAAACUAUCAAAAAGUACCUAAUUUUUCUUAAAGAACAUUUAUACUUUGGCAGUUAUUUAUUUGUUUUUUUUUUGGGUAGGUAAUAGAAAUUAGUAUAUUGCAAAGAUAUAAACUGUGUUCAAAUGUUUCGACGAAUGGCAGUCGUCAGGGGGUUAGAGAAUCCUGCAGCAGAUAUACGAUUUUAAAAAGAUACAAAAACCAAGAAAACCCAGCAAACAUACCCACGUAAUUGUCUAUGGAUAUAGGUACAUAUAUGCCAGACAGGUUCAAACAGUUUUGUGUGAAUAUUCAUGAGUAUAGCAGAAACAUAUAGCUACAUAGAUGUCAAUUUUUGCGCAAGCCAGCAACUAUACUUAAACGGAUAUAGUAUAAUAUAUAGACGUCUCCUUAGCGCCUUUGCCAAGUUGCCUAAAACUGAGUUCACUCUCAUUCUAAAACUCUCUAUCCUCGGUUGAAGUUUAUUGUUAUUUGUUAUUUAACCGUUUCGUUAACCGAUUCGACUCGUUUCAAGUUUUCCAGUGAGUAAUGUGCUAAACAAAGUUUUUUGCCUUUUUGUUGAACGUUUCCUUUUAGCACGUAAGUGAUAAGUGUAACAAU